Molecule: messenger RNA, 1619 nt
Organism: Chara braunii
Lineage: Eukaryota; Viridiplantae; Streptophyta; Charophyceae; Charales; Characeae
Source: the annotation of a GenBank genome assembly
CACAGGAACCAAGCCCCAACUGUGACCUAGCACCCCUCGGAUCCCGUGCAGGCGACGCACGACCAUGUCUGCUACCGCAGACAGCAAUGCACAAGCCAGCCCCAAGAGGCCGGUUACCCCUCCUAUCUCAGUUCAGCAGGCGGACGAAACGCUACUGGCGUUUCUCAAAAGUCUCCAGCUCUACUCGGACACCACUGCAGCUGAACUGAGCAAGUGGGAAGAGGAGGAAACCGCCCGCCAGCAGGAAAUUCAACGCCAGCUGGCAGAGGCAGAGGCAGCACGUCAGCAGGCCACAGCAGAAGCUGCAGCAGCCGCACGGUUGCAACAGGAGCAGGUCGAGGCAAGCCAAAACCAAGUUUGUUACCAAGCUACAAUCGAUCUCGCCAACGAAGAAACCACGUACCGGAGGUUACUCCGACAGCAGCAUUUUCGAGCAAACGAGGAACAAGAGGAGCCGACCGAGGACGAGAGAAACAAGGAGGCCAAAGCAGUUUUGAUGGAGAAUCUGCUGUACAUGUGCAAUUGGCAGCAACGUGAACUGCUGGCCAUGCGGCAGGUCUUCAUCCGCCACGAAACAACGUUUAAAGCACUGGACAAGAAGAUCGCUACCAUACAGGCCGAGAUCAGCACACUACACGCCGCCAACAGCCAGCAGCAGACACUCAACACCGGGUUGGCACAACUGUCGGCAGCUGCGUCGACGAGCAGUGCAGUGGCAGACUGCAGCCCAGCUUUGGCCGCUCAGGCCAAGCAACUCGAGGAGCGGAUCAACCACCUGGUCGCAUCCCUCGGCGACAUCAGCAAGUUUGCUGGAGCAUCCACAGUCAGCAAUCAGCUGCAGACGCUCAGAGACCGCGUUCAGCAACGACCGGCCGCCGUUGCCAAGGAAUGGAAGAUGCCGAACUUCAAGACCGAGAAGUUCGACGACUACCACAAGACUGAUCCGCUGCAAUGGUGGAUGGCAUUCAACGCAGAGGCGGAUGUACAUCACACCCCACCACUACGGCGGCUUGACGCACUCUACCUCCAACUCAUCGGAGGGGCGCAGGCUUUCAUCACACACAUGGCCGUCACGUUGGAAUGCACCAUCGCCACCCUCCACACCAAGAUUACGUGGGAGGAGUUUGAGAAGAAGUGGAAGACCCGGUUCAUGGUCAACAACGACAAGCGUCACGCCAUGAACAAGAUCUUCCACAUGUUUCAAGGCCAGCAACCUUCACGGGAGUGGCUGACGGAGUGGCAAAGACUCGUCGCCACCCCAGAGUUGAACUUAACGUUCGGCGCAAUCCGGGCCGAAUUCUUCGCUCGAUCUUGCGACGCCUUGACAGCUGUGCUGGGCAGCGAAUUCCAGUAUAAGACCUUUGAUGACAUGAUCUCAAAGGCGAGAGAACUAAUCCAAGAUAACCGGCGCGCAGCCAACGAGGCCCGCCAACAGCCCGGCUAUGUGGGGAAAGGCAAAGGGAAAGGCAAAGGUCAACGGACUCCGCAAGUAGCAGCAGUCCAGCAAGGACCAAGUGAGGACCACAGCCGCGUCUACGUCAAGUGACGGAGAUGUGGCAGCAGCGAUACCACCGCAGCGCUCAAGACCCCUAGGGGGAAAACAAAAGGCGAAACCAGCG